Chaetomium fimeti is the source of this 3651-nucleotide messenger RNA. RefSeq names its product C2H2 transcription factor. Gene Ontology annotation, molecular function: RNA polymerase II cis-regulatory region sequence-specific DNA binding. Gene Ontology annotation, biological process: regulation of transcription by RNA polymerase II. NCBI's taxonomy places the organism in Eukaryota, Fungi, Ascomycota, Sordariomycetes, Sordariales, Chaetomiaceae. The record is from RefSeq and is a predicted model, not a curated record. The transcript has 3 exons. The coding region runs from base 1 to 3651 and encodes 1216 amino acids.
AUGGAGUUUGUCAACUGGGACCAGGCCGAUCCGGCCCCCAUCCCCGGCGUCGAGAUGCUGUCGUCCGCUGGUCAGCAGCUCGACGAUAUUGACCUGGCGCUGGCCAACGUCGAUGGCGAUGACUUCUCGUUCUGGGCAUUGCAGCACUUUGAGAACAAUGUCUCCCCGACCAUGAAUGCCAACGAGGAGAUCCCCAUGCCCACGGACAGAUCCACCCGGACGUUCGAGGACCACCUAGAGAUGGCCGAAGCCCCGUGCCACAACUGCCAGUUGGGUGGUUACCAGUGCAAGCGGAUCCCAGAGGGUCAGUACAAGGGCUAUUGCACUAGCUGCGUCGCCCUCCGCUGUGAAUGCAGCUUCGGUCUGGCAUGCGCUUUUCCUUCCAACCCAUGGCCGGUCAUGGGAGACCAUCCCAGGAUGCUUCGGGAGGAGAAACACUGUGAGGCCCAUCAGUCGUCCUCCGCUGCCGACCUGCCGGGGUUGACUUCGACGUCCGGCGCCGACAACGCAUGCCCCAAUGAAGGCCCGAAAACCAAAGCCGGUGCCCGUUUCUCCAGAGAGUCCGUCAAGAUCUUGAAGAACUGGCUGUCGACACAUAGCAAGCACCCCUAUCCUAAUGAUGAGGAGAAGGAGAUGCUCCAGAAGCAGACGGGUCUCAGCAAGACCCAGAUCACAAACUGGCUCGCUAACACUCGACGCCGAAACAAGAACGCAGUCACCCACAGAUCAACGUCGCCCGGCGUGCGAAGCUGGGCGAACCCCAUCGACAUUCCUCAGAGACGGAGAACGCCGGGGUCGCUCGAACACAUGAAUCCGCUGCAGCGUUGGCAACACUCUCCCCCCGAGAACGAACCCGCGUCCGUGACAGCUAUUGCCCGCGCCGUCAACUCCGCCUCGAGCGUUUCCUCCGGUCUCAACAGCCCCUACAGCGCCAACUUCACCGAUGACGGUUCUGGCCGCUCACUUUGCGAUUCCAACAUCAGCAGUGCCAACACGUCGCGCUCCCAUUCGAGCGCGUCGGCCUAUUCAUAUGGAUCUCGCGGUUCAUUCGGCUCCGGAGGCUCCAUUCCCCGUGGACGCAGGCGGAGGAGGAGAAAGGCCCCAGCCGCGGCAACCACCACCCACACCGGCCCGGCCAAGACCUUCCAAUGUACUUUCUGUACCGAAACUUUUAGGACGAAGCAUGACUGGCAGCGUCACGAGAAGUCGCUGCACCUGUCGCUCGAGCGAUGGGUGUGCUCCCCCAACGGGCCGCAGGCUUUCAACCCCGAGAAUGGCCAGAUGUCGUGCGUCUUCUGCGGAGACCCGAACCCGGAUGAGGCACAUAUCGACAAUCACAACUACUCGGCCUGUCAGGAGCGGACCCUCGGCGAGCGCACCUUCUAUCGCAAGGACCACCUGCGCCAGCACCUGAAGCUGGUUCACGGCACCAACUUCACGAGCUGGUCUAUGGAACAGUGGAAGGCCACGACCCCCGAGAUCCGAUCCCGCUGCGGAUUCUGCGGCACCGUCAUGGAUACCUGGUCCAUCCGCAUCGACCACCUCGCCGCGCAUUUCAAGGACGGUAAAUCCAUGAAGGACUGGAAGGGUGACUGGGGUUUUGACCUUCCUGUGCUCGACAUGGUCGAGAAUUCGAUUCCUCCCUACCUCAUUCACGACGAAAGAAACUCGCCAAAUCCUUAUGAAGCAUCCCGGCCCUCGGUGGCUUCAGCACGGCAUGCUUUCGACCUCAUCAAAUCGGAAUUGACAUUUUACGUCGAUGACUGGUGCGAGAGGGAGGGCAAGCCUCCCACCGACGAAGAACUGCAACGCGCUGCUUGCACUCUUAUAUACGACGUAGAAGAAGUGUCUGGCGCCACUGAAAACCCUAAGGCUUCGUGGCUGCGGGACUUGAUCUUCUCGUCCGACUCCCUGGCACAAGAGGCUAGGUGGACUAAAGUGAAGGGAAUUGACUGCUGGCAGCAGCUCAAGAUCAACGGCAAGACCAACAUUUUCGAGCUUGACCCAAUGGAAAACGAGCUCCACGAGUACGUCAAGGCGAGGCGUCUGCUGGGCUUGACCGCCAUGGACGGCGAGCUGCAGGCUGAGGCGUGCAAAAUCAUCCGCCGCAUGGAGGAUAAUUCCAACCACGUCGUCCAAUUCCUGGUCCGGCUUGCGGAGAGUUCGACCGAAUGGCUGGCCGAUUUCCGGCAGCGGGCUCAUUUGCCGCGAUCCGAAGACCUGGCCGACCCGGGAAAGCGAUCCAAGGACCCGACCACCAUCGACUCAACGGUCCACAACUUCAGUCGGCUCGAGUUUGAGCUCGCUGAGUACGUGCGCGUAGAGAGGACGCUCGGCGUGGAACCCACCGAUGCAGACUUACAGAAGCAGGCCCGUAUGAUCAUCUACGAAUUCGACGACGCAUGGAAUCAAACUGCUGCCGACGAUCCAAUCUGGCUCUCAGCUUUCAAGCAGCGACAUAUGGCUGCUUCCGCCACCAGUAACCCGUGGGGCAACGCCCCGCUACCCAUUGCUACGACGGCCGAGUUGUGGUGGCCGUCCGCCGUCGCCCCGAAACGGGGUUCAUUCGGACGCGCGCCGUCCCCUUUCUCCACCGGCAGCGGCAGCGGCAGCGAUAGUGGUACCGGUGCAUCCCAGACAGUCCCCCACAAGACCGGCAUCAGUGUCUUCAACCUUAGCGACGCCAACUGCUAUCAUCGCCUGGCGCGCGAGCUCAAGAAAUGGGUCGCCUCGGUCAUGUCGCCCAACAAUCCCAACUGCCAUGUCCCUAGCGACGAGGAACUCCAACACCAAUCUCGAUGGAUCAUUUACGAGGACGACGACCCAUGGAAUCAAACCGCCGCCGAUAAUUUCGAAUGGCUCCGCCGCUUCAAGCGUGAUGUCGGUCUCCUCACCGACCCCACCCUCCCGGGCCUACCCAAUACCCCCGCCUGGAACAUGGCCCAAGGCGGAUCGGGCUUCUCCCCGCCUUACGUCUUCCCCAGCGCCGCGAGAGCUACCCAGAUCCCCCUCCCAGCCAUCCCCACCACGACCACCACCGCCGCCGCCACUAACCCCACCCCCUCCACCGCAACAGCCAGUGCCGGGCCGGGCCUAAUAAACGUCGCCGUCUGCGAAGGUGCCAAGCCCAUCCCCACGGCCGGCGCCACGGCGAACCGCUUCAUGUGCGGACUGGGCGAUCCCAAACGCCACGAGCCGCCGGCCGUCGUGUUCUGCUCGCGCGAGCUGGAGCGCGACCUGGCGGAUUUCGUCACGGGCGCCGUGCUGGUCGGUGGCGCGGCGGGGUUCCCCACCAACGAGGCCGUGCGGGAGCGCGCGCGCCGCUUCCUGAACGCCCAGAAGACGCCUGCUGAUGAUGAGGUGCUGCUGGGCCGGUUUGCGGAGGUUAUGAGGCGGAGGCUGGGGUUGGGGUUGGGGCAGCAGCAGCAGCAGCAGACGGGUUUGAGUGGGGAUGGGAAUGUGGAUGGGACUGGGGGGUUGGGGUUGGGGGUUGGGAUGGCGACCGUUCCGGCUUCGACUGAGAUGGAUUUCUCGGCGCCGUCGGGGAUGAAUGCUUUGGAUGUCGAAGAUAUGCAGAUGGAUUUUGACUUUGGUGAUCUGGGAGAUUUCAUGGGGGUUGCGACGGGCGGGAUGCCGAUGGACCAGCUUUGA